Clonostachys byssicola is the source of this 1053-nucleotide messenger RNA. Lineage: Eukaryota; Fungi; Ascomycota; Sordariomycetes; Hypocreales; Bionectriaceae. The record is from the annotation of a GenBank genome assembly.
AUGCUCUCUGAUUCAGAUGUGAUUGCAGGAGAAUGGACAAUGCUGUCCUUGGCUCUGAUGCUCGUAUGCUCUCGCUUCUAUGUCCGAUUAAUCCUACUGAAGGACACUCCGCACUGGGCAGACUUUUGGGUCUUGGUCGCGGCUGCUUGUGGUACAGGACUGACAAUAUGCGAUACGCUGAUCUACAAAGCUGGCACCAUGGAAAAUUUCAGUGAUCCAGGAUCAUACACCUUGAAGGUUCGAUUUCUACAGAAUUAUUGGUUUGAUGUUGGAAUGUAUUUCCCAAAAUUCAGCAUUCUCUCCUUCUAUUAUGAACUUGUACCGCCAACCAAACCCCGGAUACGAAAACUUCUCUACGUUUUGAUAGCUUUCACAGUCGCUUGCAGUAUUGUGACGUUCCUCGAUGCAACCUUCUGGUGCAGAGCAGAUAUCGCAUCGAAUUGGUCCGAGGACCCCGACGCCUGUAGCGCAUUCAAUUCUAUGACCAUGAUGCGGAUUCAUUGGUCGAUGAAUUUCAGCACCGAAGUUUUCAAUGUCAUUUUCCCGUUCCCUAUCCUCAGGGAUCUCAAGCUGAGAAAGCCUAGAGAGAAGAUUGGCUUGGGUGUCAUCUUUGGACUGGGACUUCUUACCAUCUCUGUCAGCAUUGGCCGUUUUAUCAACAUGGCUACUCAGGGAAACAAUUUCGAUGCCUACUUAUGGGCCUCCUCUGAGUUGUACGUCUCUAUCAUGGUCGUUUCAUUGACUGCCCUGAGACCGCUUUUGAGGAAGAUUUCUCAUAGCGUCUAUCCGAACCAAACCGCGACAGUUGACCAGUCCAUUCUCCAAACAAAAUCGGGCGGUCUGCGCAUGGAGACAGGCGAGUCAAGGCCGACUGGCUCACCACAUUCAGGGCUAGGUUGGAGAGCACAGAGCGGCAAAACAGACGCUGAAGCUGGCAGCCAAGUUGAGUUGGGCGCUGAGAGCGAGAUGAGUUAUGUGAUCGUGACCGAGGAGAUCCAAGCGUCGGCGGCUGGAAAACCUGAAAAUCCCACAUCGAAUGAGGCACGGCACUGA